GUCUUUGUUAAGUCUGCCAAUAAGAAGAAGAAAAUCAGCAAAGCUGAACGAUUGAAGCAGCUACAAGAGGAGGAGGAGAGACGACAAAAAGAGGAAGAGGAAGCCCGUCUGAAAUAUGAAAAAGAAGAAAUGGAAAGGCUUGAAAUAGAACGGAUUGAGAAAGAAAAGUGGCUGCAACUUGAAGCAAAAGAUCUGGAAAGGAAAAAUGAAGAACUUGAAGAACUUUAUUUAUUAGAGGCGUGUUUUCCUGAAGCAGAGAAAUUGAAACGAGAUCAGAGAUUGCUUACUCAGUGGGAACAUUACAUUCGGUGUGAUGGGAGUCCUGAUCCUUCAAUAGCUCAAGAAAUUAAUACUUUCAUUAGCUUGUGGAAAGAGGAAACAGAUGAGACUUUCGAGGAAGUAAUUGCAAAGAGUAAACUAGUGCUACAUUUAAUUGAUAAAUUGAAAUUAAUUUUAUUGGAAACCCCCCCAUAUGAUCUGCAAGAGAAAAACAUCGUGCAGUACCAAGGAUCGAUUCUAGAGCUGCGGGAGCUCCUUCAUCUCAAGUUUAACACGGCCACAGAAAUUCUACUCAGGCAAGCUAGUACUUUAGCAGAUCUGGACACUGGAAAUAUGGAAAAAGUCAUUCAAGAUGAAAAUGUUACUCUAUAUGUGUGGGCAAACCUCAAGAAGAACCCAAGGCACAGAAGUGUCAGAUGCUCUGAAAUGCAAAUUGGAUUUGAAAUUCCAAGGAUAUUAGCCACAAGUGACAUUGCCCUGCGGCUCCUGCACACUCGCUACGACCAUGUCACGCCACUGCACCCUGUCCCCACAUUAUUACAGGCACGGGCUUCCAGGGUGCCUCUCUCUGUCAACGACGAAGUCAAGAGUGUACAGGCAGCAGUCAGCAACGAGCUACAGGAGGAGUAUAAACAACAGGAAGACGAGUCCCACUCAGUCCAGGAGGAAGAAAUGAAAGUCAAAGAACUAGGUGACAGUGUAGUACAAAUGACUUUUGUCGAGGAAGAAUUUCAAGACACAAGCUAUGAACUGGAGAUGAAAUUAUUAAGUGAAACAGUUUCAGCAGCACAGCUGCUGCUGCUGGAGAACACUCCUGAAAGGCUGGAUUUCUUCGAAGACGAUGAGGUGGACAUACACCAGUUCACAACUCUGGGCGGAGUGUAUCACUUGGAUGCUUUGGAACUGCCCCCACAAUGUAAACCAAUGAAGGGCUGGAUCAUUAUGGAAAUACCCAAAGAUGGAUUACAAAAAUAUAUAUAUCCUCCAACAACUACAGAAGACUUUGAAACAGAAAACACUUUCCCACCCAUAGAGGUCAUGCUUGAGGUUAAUGAGAACGUGAUCUUUUUUGAGCAGCCUAUGGUCGCCAGGUGGGAUGCUGAAGGUAAACAUUGGAAAACUGAUGGCAUCAGUAAUGUAGUUUACAAAUCAGAAGAGAGACUUAUAACGUUCAGCCUGGAGACUUUUGGCCCCAUUACCUUGAUUCAAGAUACUCAUAUCAACAUGCCAUAUCAGUCAUGGGAGCUAAGACCACUUGGCAUGAAUAACAUACUUUUGACUGUGAUUACAAUAUUUACUGAGAUUCAAAUACAAAUUAAGGAAGACCUCUGCAUGUUAACUUCAAUCAAACUAAAGAACAAAACACAUCCCUCUGUUUUGGAAGGAAAAUGGAUGACUCCUAUUUCUUUCAGUAUUGCUUUGAAAGCAGCUGGAGUGAAUAUCUUCCCGACUGAACACUCUCAUUUUUAUGUCGCUACAAACUAUAAGGUUCCUUUGGUAGAAAUGAAAGUUUAUCGAGAAAUGGCCCUGCUAAGUUCUGCUUUUGCAUUUGCCUGGAGCAAGUGGAACACACAGUGUGGUUCUAAGAAAGUUGUAUUUAAGGUGAGCGAACACCUUACUAAAGAAGAGGAACCUAUUGAGAAUUCUAAUUGGACUCUCUUAAUGUUUAGUGGUGACAGAGCACAAAUGCUCAAGAUUGAAGAAGACAGCGAGAAGUUCUCUGAAACCCUGAAAGAGGACACUGAGUUUCACUCUACUCUCUAUCACAUGGUUAAGGAUUUUGCUUCAAAAGAAGCAAUGGAGAAAGUUAGGAGCUCCAACUGCCUGUUUCUUAACUGUGUGUGCCAGAUGCUACUCUUAACUAGAUUAUUCAGCUAUUCUUAA
Molecule: messenger RNA, 2163 nt
Organism: Molossus molossus (Pallas's mastiff bat)
Lineage: Eukaryota; Metazoa; Chordata; Mammalia; Chiroptera; Molossidae
Gene: DNAI7
Product: cilia and flagella associated protein 94
Exons: 14
Coding region: 130-2163 (677 amino acids)
Cellular component (GO): axoneme
Molecular function (GO): microtubule binding; beta-tubulin binding
Source: RefSeq, a predicted model, not a curated record